Cuscuta epithymum is the source of this 5787-nucleotide messenger RNA. Lineage: Eukaryota; Viridiplantae; Streptophyta; Magnoliopsida; Solanales; Convolvulaceae. The record is from the annotation of a GenBank genome assembly.
UUAUAAGAAACACAGCCCAUUUCUACCAGCCACAAGCGGGAGUCGACGGAGUGACGCUGGGACAAACGAGUACGACCGAGUGACCGACGGAUUAUAAGAAACACAACCCCAUCUCUUUCGCCGCCGGCCCGCCAAUCUCCAUCUGCCCAUCCCGCCACCGCUCCCCGCCUCCAGGAGUUUUUACAGGAGUCACGGACUCACGGCCCUCAGCGGCGACUGGGUCCCUCAGCGGCUCUGCGUCUCAGCCCCUCUGUGGACCGCGGCUCGCCAGUUCUGUCUCUCACAGCCUUGGUAUUUUCCAGUCACCUCGGCUAAGUUUCAUCCUUUGCCCAAUAUUGCUCAAAAGUUCAUAUUGUCGGACUUCAGAGGUUAUUUCUAAUGCUCUUUUUCUGUCCGCGUGCACUAUGCUCAACGAAUUUUCUGAAAGAAUCUCUCCAUAGGCUGCUAUCCACAAUAACGUCUAUCAACAUUACUCAUACCACUGGGACACACUUCAUAAACGAAAAAUGGAGUAACGAUUACAUUAGCUCACUGUGCAAACGGAAGCAAUUUAAAGGAGCUCUCGAGGCAUUCCAGCUCUUGAAAAGGACCACAGAUCACUAUCUAUACCCGAGCACCUACACUAACUUGUUAUCCGCCUGCUCAUCCUUACGGUCGUUAGAAUCUGCACGAGAACUACACAACCAUGUCUUGAUGUCUGGAUAUGAGCCUGACACGAUCUUUCAAAAUCAUGUUCUUAACAUGUUUGGAAAGUGUGGUUCUAUGAAGGACGCUAGAAAGGUAUUUGAUCAAAUGCUGGAGCGAAAUGUGGUUUCUUGGACUUCAAUCAUUGCUGGGUACUCCCAAAAUCACCAGGAAAUGGAAGCAAUAAGAUUGUAUUUUCAAAUGCGAGAGUCUGGAGUCAUGCCUGACCCAUUCACUUUUGGGGCGUUACUAAAAGCUUGUUGUAGUUUGGGUAAGCUAGAGCUAGCACAGCAGUUACACUGCCAGGUCAUCAAGUCCAAACACGGGUCCCAUCUCAUCCCUCAAAAUGCACUGGUUGCAAUGUAUUCAAAGUUCUGUAAGAUUUGUGAGGCAGGGAAUGUGUUUUCUCAUAUGAAGUCAAAGGACUUGAUCUCAUGGAGUUCAAUCAUCGCCGGGUUUUCACAACAUGGUUAUGAGUUCGAAGCUCUGUAUCAUUUUAAGGAAAUGUUUGGUUUGGGAAUUUACCAACUGAAUGAAUUUAUUUUUGGCAGUAUUUUCAGUGCAUGCAGUGGUAUUAUGCAGCCUGAAUAUGGAAAACAAGCACAUGGUAUUUGUAUAAAGUUUGGGCUUGAGAAAGAUACUUAUGCCGGUUGUUCUCUUGCUGAUAUGUAUGCUAGAUGUGGCCUAUUACAAUCUGCAGAAACUGCAUUCUACCAUAUAGACAGACCUGAUUUAGUCUCCUGGAAUGCAAUCAUUAAUGGUUUUUCUUCUAACGGAGAUUCUAAUAAAGCAUUGAUUUUAUUUUCGCAGAUGAGGCAUGUGGAGUUGGCUCCAGAUGAUCUCACUAUGCGUUCUCUUCUGUGUUCCUUUAACUGUCCCUUCACAUGGUUUCAAGGAAAACAGGUACACUGCUUUAUAAUCAAGAUGGGGUUUGAUUCAAACAUUCCAGUGUGUAACACGCUGAUUUCAAUGUAUUCAAAUUGUUCAGAUCUUCCAAGUGCUUGUAGGGCAUUCAAUGAAAUUCAGCACAAUGCUGACCUGGUUUCAUGGAAUGCCAUUCUCACGGUUCAUAUACAACACAAUGAGGUGGCAGAAGUUUUCUCUCUGUUUAAGAUAAUGCUCCAUAAAUCUCCUGAUAAUAAGCCCGACCAUAUCACUUUAAUCAAUGUAAUCGGGGCUUGUGGGAAGGUAUCAUCAUUAGAAAUGGGAGACCAAAUACAUCUCUAUGCUUUGAGAACCGGGCUUAGCCGUGAUGCCGCGAUUGGGAAUGGGUUAAUCGACAUGUACGUGAAAUGUGGAUCAUUAGGAAAUGCCAGAAAGCUCUUUGAUGGUUUGGAGAGCGCUGAUGUGUUCUCGUGGAGUAGUUUGAUUGUGGGGUGUGCUCAGUUCGGGCUUUGCGAAGAAGCUCUAAAGCUUUUCAGGGAAAUGAGGGAUUUAGGGGUCAAACCAAGUCCGGUUACUUUCGUUGGCGUUCUAACAGCUUGUAGUCAUGUUGGACUGGUAAAGGAGGGUUGGGCGUUGUUCCAACAAAUGGAGACCGAGUAUGGAAUUGUACCCACAAGAGAACACUGCUCUUGUGUGGUUGACAUGUUUUCCCGAGCUGGAUGCAUAAAUGAAGCGGAAGCUUUUAUAAACCAAACACCGUUCGAAUCUGACGUUGUAAUGUGGAAAACAUUGUUGGCAGCAUGUAGAACUCGCAAUAAUCUUGAUGUUGGAAAAAGGGCCGCUGAGAAUGUUUUGAAGAUUGAUCCCUCAAACUCUGCAGCACAUGUGUUGCUCUGCAACAUAUAUGCUUCUGCUGGGAAUUGGAAGGACUUCGCGAUGGUCAAAGGUUUGAUGAGACAGGAUGGCAUAAAGAAAUCUCCUGGCCGGAGUUGGAUUGAGGGCAAAGAUGGGAUUCAUGUGUUUUUGGCUCAAGAUGGUCAGCAUCCAGAAAGAGAGAAGAUAUAUGCAAUGCUUAAUGAGCUUUGCUUGCAAAUGGUAGAUUUUGGGGGCGAUGCUCCAGUUCAUGUAUGAGAUUCCAUAGGAACUUAAACUUAGCUAUGGGAGCAAGAUAUUUUGAUUACAGGUAUUUCUGUGUGAUAAAACAAAUCGAAAACAUACAUUUUUUUGUAUCCGCAUGACUAAGGUUUGGAAGCAUAGUACUUUUUGAAGUUAUUAAAAAAUGAUUCAUUAGGAAGUAAAUAUAAUUGUAUGAUUACUUUAAAAAUUAAGAGAUUGAAUUAUGUAGCUCUUCACUUAUUCUUUUUGUUCAUAUUAGAAUAGAAUGAAUAUAUUGAUUAAUGUAUUGAGAAAAGGAAAACGUAAUAACUUGUUAUCUUGACUAAGAAAAAUGUAAUAACUUGUACAUGAAUAUAUAUCUUGCAAAUUUUUACUUUGUUUUAUUUUGACAAAAAUUAAAACAUAAAAGUAAAAUUUCAAGUAAUGAAAAUUAAAUUACAGCAAGCUAAGUAAUAAAAAUAAGUGGAUGCAGAGUUGAUCAAGGAAAAAUAAGUGGAUGCAGUAUUAUAUUUUCAUUGAUCUGUAGGUAGUAGGUACAAUUUUAAAUAUAAAAAAUAAAUUAUUUCUGUGUACAGAUAUAAAAUAUCAAUAGAUGUUACUUUGGUCACUUUUUCAGUUAAAUCAAACGGGCUUUUUUACCCCGUUAUUCUGUUAAAUCCCAUUGCUCCAGUUUUGGUUGCCGUUUUUGUAAGAGCCAAAGACUUUCUUUGCCGCUGCGUAUGGCGUUUUUAGCUGCUAAACCAGAGUUUCCUCCGUCAUAUCUUUUAUCCUCAAAAUUCCAUCUAUAGACAUGUGUGGCAGGUUGUUCUUUAGUUACUAGGUUUCAUGUAUAAACAUACAGUUCUGGGAAAAUAUCAUGGGAUCGGUUUGUUUUGGCGGCUGUGAAGGCUUCCAUCAAGCAGCCAGGAGCUUUUCCCAGGUUGAAGAUAUGGUUAUUUGAACACAUUUAUGUGCAAAGCCAUACAGUAUUUUAUGCGUUUAUAUAUUUUUAACAUCUCCAGCUCAAAGAAGGAUUAUUCGACUCGUCGACUUCUCAUGAGGCUAUUGAAGGUUUAUAUCUACUCUUUCAAUCUUCUCUUUGUAGAUUCCUUAAACAAGAGUGAUUAUUUCUUCUAUUGCAUCUAAUAAACAUGCCUGCGUGUUUAUGCCUGCGUGUUUGCAGUGUUUGAAGUUAAACCAGAAUAUAUAGUACUAUUUUUCUAACUUUUCUUUCAACUUUUUGAUGAAUGUGAUGGUUUUUUGUUGCUGCAAGUAUAUGAUUGUAAGGUUUAGCAUUGAUUCUUGUAUUUCAUCUGAUACUGUUGGAUUUUUUGAGUGAAUUGGAUGAAAAUUAGUGUUUUGGGGAGGCAAAUACACUUUCUUUUUUUUCAUUUGUCCCAAAAUUAUGAAAAUUGUUUCUAAUUAAAACUCUGAUAAGUUUCUAACUACUCCCUCCGUCCCAUUAUGAUUGUCCCAUUUUACCAUUUCGGUUCGUUCCACUAAGAUUGUCACAUACCUUAUUUGGUAAAGUUUGUGUGCUUCUAAAUCAUUCCUACUUUAUUCUUACUUUAUCAAUUCAAUACCAACCACAUAAACCCACUUUUAUUAAUUACCGUGUCACCUUCUCUUGUCCCAAACUUAGGGGACGGAGGUAGUAUUUAAUUUCCCCCUUCUCUAUUUUUUUAUUUGUCAUAUCACUCUUUACUUUUUGCAAUGAAGCCAAAGAUUCAUUAUUUUUUGGCUUGAGAAUAUGAUAGAAUAAAGCAAAACGGCUCACUAAACUGUCUGCGCUUCUUUGUUAUGAAGGAUCAGUCAGUCCAUGCAAUUUUGGACGCGAUUUUCACUAUGGGUCAUCCGGAAACAGUCUCUCUGUGCUUUAGUACAGGGGUAAGACUGCGUACAUCCGACCCCCCUUACCCCACCGUAGGUGAGAGCCUUUGCGGCACUGGGUAAAUGAAAAUGAAACUCUUUACUUUUUGUGGACACAUAUUCCAUUUUCUCUCUUUAGUACGUUAUACUGGUAAAAAGACGACUACCUCAUUCAUUUUUAUAAAACUCAUGCCAAACCCAAAUAAUCGGAGUAAAAAGCAGAAGGCGUAAUGGUGGGCGUGUAGUGCUAAACGAGUUCAAGCAGCCAAAUUAGGAGAAAAUUGAACCUUCUUGCAUUAUCUCUUAAGUUACUUUUUGUAGCUGAAGGUUAGUAUCAUUUAGCUGAUGCUAAACCUUGGACUGCUUUGAUCAUGCCAUUUACUGUUAAGUUAAUCUAUGUGUUGAAGUUUGUGUAUCAUAGUAUAAUGUUACAUAUGGUACGGCACAAUAUUGUUCAUAUUGCUUUGCUAAUCAACUACUCUUAGAUUGACACUCCCCUCCAAAAUUUGUAAGAAAAGAAGACACUCCCAUUCUUUGGCAUACAUUUUCUUCAAGCAUUGUUUUCUCCAAACAAUUCCAUCAUUUUCAAUAGAGCCAAAGAUUCGUUAUUUUUUGGUUUGAGAAUAUGAUGGAAUAAAGCAAAAUGGCUCACCAAACUGUCUGUUUUUCUUUGUUGUGAAGCAACAGUUAGUCCAUGCAAUUUCGGACGCGAUUUUCAUUAUGGGUCAUCCGGAAACAGUCUCUGUACAGGGGUAAGACUGCAUACAUCCGACCCCCCUUACCCCACUGUAGGUGGGAGCCUUUGCAGCACUGGGGGUAAAUGAUGAUUGAUUGAUUGAUAUAUAUUGUUUUCUCCAAACAAGCUGAUCAUGAAGUGUUAAAGCAUGAAGUGCUAAAGUUACUGUUGCAUUGCUGUGAGCAGGAGAAAGUAACUGUAAAUUGGUGAUUUUGAACAUUGUGUCGUGUAUGGGAACUUGAUGCCGGCAGUCCAUUAAUUUACAGGCCGAAUUUGUGUUCUAUCCUAUGGUUUUCUAAAACAAACAUGUUGCUUGUUUUGUAUUCGUAUAUAUUACUUUCCAUUGAAGAACUCUAGAACUCUAUUUAUUGUUGGGAGUUCUAGUCUUCUAGACAUCAGUGUUGUGACUUUUUUUUUAUCAAUCAAUUGCUUAAUGUAGGUACAUUUAAGAUACUUCUCUUUUUUGCUCCAUCCUACCUUUCCUUUGAGCCUGUUUAGGCAAAAUUUAUGCAAUUCAG